This is a messenger RNA of Lactuca virosa, 652 nucleotides long. The record is from the annotation of a GenBank genome assembly. NCBI's taxonomy places the organism in Eukaryota, Viridiplantae, Streptophyta, Magnoliopsida, Asterales, Asteraceae.
AUGCUUCUUAAGUCGUCAGACCAGUCACUACCACCUACAUCUUUCUAUCUAGGCUUAAUUUUUCACGAUAUGAAGGAUAUGUAUGGCGCAGGGAUAGGGGACGAGAACGACGGGGUGGAGGAAUGCCAGUCAAAACGUCGCCUCCGUGCGAUGGUGUCACCAAACCCGUACUCCAGCUUUAAUAUCCUGGAAUUGAAGGCCUAGUAGACCAAGACACCGAUUUAUGUCAUCCUUUCAGCAGGUUUUGUAACAGAAUAAAAGAUGUAUCAAGACAAGUAGGUAGUUUGGAAGGCGGAUAUGGACCCAAAUCUAGGUGCAUGUCUUACCAUGGUGCAAUUUAGUCGUUGAAAUGGCUGUCUGUAAAGGGGUUGGUCUGAUGUAUGCUCGUGCUGAUUUUUGGUUGAUGGAUACUUGGGAAAUUUGAGAAAGACUAUAUAAAGAAGCCAUAAGCCCACAAAUGUUAUCAUGAUCAUAUAAAUCAUUAAAAAGAGCUUAGAGAUCAUAUUUUUAUCCCGUUGUUAUUUUCUAAGUAGUUUUGAUGUAAGUUACGCUCAACCAUUUUUCUUUUUUUGGCAUUUUGUUUCAAGCAUUGUUAUAAAGUCAAUGAGGUGAAUGUAAUGCAUACUUGGUUAACCAGAGAAAGUUAUAUUCG